AUUUGUCGAUUGAAAUGAUGACGGGUGGAUUGUUUCGUGUUUGUAAAACAUUUACAAAUUGUAUAAAAAAUAUCAAUGUAACCAAUAAUGGUAGUUUCCCGCAAAAUAUUUUCCAAAAAUAUUUUUUAUAAAACGAUUAUUCAUGAUUAUACGUUUUGCUUAUAUAACCUAAAAAAAAUUUUUCUUUUCUUAUAUAUAGUUUUGUUCGUUCUUGAUUUGAAAACUAUCUCUGGUAAUUUAUUGUUAUUACAAAAUGUAUCGUUAAAAAGUACAAGAAAUGCCAGUUUUUUAAAUAAAAGAUCGGCUUCUGAAUUAUGGAAAUCUGUCAUAAGUGUCAGUAAUGCUGGCAAAAGAAGAGGAAGAGGAAGGACUGCUUCGAAAGCAAAAGAUUUAAACAAAACUCAAAAAAUUGGCUUUGGAAAAAUACCUAUAAUAUUUCCAGGAUUUAAUAGUAAUAUUAUACUUGGUGAUACGACGCUACAACAAAGGCCUUUUACGGAACAAGAAAAAUUAAAUUAUAUUCAAGAACAAGAAACAAAAAAUUUGAUAUCAACAACGAAACGAAACAAACUUCAUCCUUUACUACGAGGAUGGAGUGGAGGUCAGCCAGGUGGAAGAAGACUUGGACCACCUUCUUCUGAUGAGUCAUUUAAAGGAUUUGAAACUUGGAUUUUAUAUUGCAAUCAUACAUCCAUUAUGACAAGUAACAUGGGUCGUACAAAACGUUGUCGUCUGCUUGUUAUUACUGGAAAUAGGAAAGGCUUAGCUGGUUUUGUAAUGCUAAGUGGAAGUGAAUUUAAAUCAACCGUAAAUGCAGCUAAGGUUAAAGCGGGUCAAAGAUUAAUAUAUGUUGAAAGACAUAAUGAUCAUACAGUACUCCAUGAUUUUUUUUCACAAUUUGGAAAUACAAAAAUAUUUGUAGAACAAAGGCCUAAAGGUCAUGGACUCCAAUGUCAUCGAGUUAUUAGAACGUGUUGUGAAGCAGUUGGUAUUACAGAUUUGUUUGCUAAAAUUGAAGGAUCUAAUAAUGUUUCUUCUAUUGUAAAAGCUUUCUUUAUUGGUUUAUUACAACAGAAAACGUACGAUCAAAUAGUAAAGGAAAAAGGAUUGCAUUUAGUUGAAAUGAGAAAGGAAAAUAAUUAUUUUCCUACAGUUCUUGCUUCACCUACAGUAGUUCGUGAUUCUUCAGAAAUUUCACCAACUGAAACAUUAGAUUUCAAAAACUAUGUAAUGAACGGAAGAAUUCCUUUAAGAAAAAAAGUUCGAUUACCAUUUUACACAAAAUUGCCUUCAUGGUUAAUUCAUUUGCGUAAACAAGAACGUCAUAGAGAUCAAGAUAAAGUUAUAAUUAGAUUAAGGGCCGAAUAUGGUGAUAUUUGCAGCUUUUUAACUGAGAAAUAUCCAGAAGCAAGACCUUCUAAGUGGAGGAAACAUGACAAAAAAAAGGAAGAAACCACUUGAAUGUAAUAUUUUUAUGAUAAAAUAGAUAAUUUUAUUAAAGAUAUAA
Apis mellifera (honey bee) is the source of this 1507-nucleotide messenger RNA. RefSeq names its product putative 28S ribosomal protein S5, mitochondrial (gene mRpS5). Gene Ontology annotation, biological process: translation. Bases 88 to 1461 code for a protein of 457 amino acids. Gene Ontology annotation, cellular component: ribosome. The record is from RefSeq and is a predicted model, not a curated record. Gene Ontology annotation, molecular function: RNA binding; structural constituent of ribosome. NCBI's taxonomy places the organism in Eukaryota, Metazoa, Arthropoda, Insecta, Hymenoptera, Apidae. The transcript is spliced from 6 exons.